CAAACCAAAACUUCAACAAUCAACUGAAGAGAGGAACUGGCAACGAAACCGGUCCACACACACACACACACCAAAACCUCAAAUCGCCCCCUUUGAAAUCAUCCAAAAUCACCGGAAUCACCGUCGGUUUUCCUCCGAUCAAACACCGAGAUCGAGAGAGCCGGCAGUUUUCCGUCGCCGAUCACCUCUCUCAUCUCAAAAUCCACCACAAAACACUUCACACACACAAUUCCGUACAACUUUCACAUGAUCCACUUACAACAUCAUUGAAUGCGAAGAUCUAAUGCCCGUACAUCAUCAUCAGCUGAUCGUAACAACAUUCACGACGAGAACAACGCAAUGGAUAACUCGAAGAAGCUCAAAUUCAGACCUAAUCAGCCUCUCCGAUCUACAAAUCUCUUCUCCAGGAAUCAAAAGCAGCAAUCGUACACAACGAGAUCGAAUAUUAUCGUUAUCGGAUUCGUAACCCUAGCUUUCGUGACGUCAUGUUACUUUUUUGUUAAUUCUGGUAGUUCGGUAGGGAAACUGAAACCGAAACGGUACCGUAUUGUGAUUGACGGAGGGAGUACGGGGAGUAGGAUUCAUGUGUUUGAGUAUUCGGUUAGUGAUAGAGGUCCGGUUUUUGAUUUUAGUGGUGAGAAUUCGAUGAGAGUUAGCCCGGGGCUAUCGGCUUUUGCGGAGGAUCCGGUUCGGGCCGGUGGAUCUGUGGUGGAGCUGUUGGAGUUUGCGAGGAAGCGGAUACCGAGGGAGAGUUGGGGAGAAACUGAGGUUAGGUUAAUGGCUACUGGUGGAUUGAGGAUGCUGGAGUUGAGUGUGCAGGAGAGGGUUUUAGAGGCUUGUAGGACGGUUUUGAGGAGUUCGGGAUUCGUUUUUCGGAAUGAUUGGGCUGAGGUUAUCUCAGGGUCUGACGAAGGAGUACAUGCAUGGGUUGUGGCUAAUUAUGCUCUCGGGACUCUUGGAGGUGAUCCUCGUGAAACAACCGGGAUAAUUGAACUUGGUGGUGCUUCCGCUCAGGUAACCUUCGUCUCAAAUGAGCCAAUGCCCCCUGAAUUUUCACGGACGGUUAAGUUUGGAAAUGUCAGUUAUAGUCUUUACAGCCACAGCUUACUCGAGUUCGGUCAGAAUGUUGCGUUUGACUUGGUUCGUCGGUCAAAAUUGGCAAAGGUUCCAAAUCCCGAAUCUUUCGGCAGCAAGGUAGUUUUGGACCCGUGUUCACCAAAAGGAUACAAACACAACGUAAUAACGGGAAACAUCACUCCGAGUUCUUUAAUCGAAAAAAACGAGCCGUUAUCGAUUCUACAUGCAAGUGGCAACUUCUCAGAAUGCAGAUCUGCUUCCUUAACAUUGUUGCAGAAAGGCAAAGAGGAGUGUGCCUAUGAUCAAUGCUACAUUGGUUCAACGUUCAUACCCAAACUUCAAGGAAAGUUUUUGGCAACCGAGAAUUUCUUCCAUACGUCUAAGUUCUUUGGGUUGUCACCAAAAACGUUUCUUUCUGAGCUCAUGGUGGCUGGUAAACAAUUUUGUGAAGAAGAUUGGUCAAAGUUAAAGUCAAAGUACCCAAAAUUUAACAAUGAGGAUUUGCAUCGGUACUGCUUUUCUUCAGCGUAUAUUGUUGCUUUACUUCAUGAUAGCCUUGGAAUUGCAUUUGACGACAAAAGGAUUGGAUACGCUAAUCAGGUGAAUAACAUUCCACUCGAUUGGGCGUUAGGAGCCUUCAUCUUUCAGAUCAUGAGUGAGUUAGAUGUCGGACAACUACACCCUCCAAAAUCCAUAAUCACCGUGGAUUAUUCUAUCUUAAGCGGGUUAAUCUUUGUUGUUGUUUUGUUAUUUGCUGCAUAUUAUGUGUCAAAAUGGAGGAAACCUAAUGUAAAGACGAUAUUUGAUCUAGAAAAAGGGAAAUAUAUAGUUACUCGAGUAGGUAGACAUUCAUAGUGUCUCUUUGGUUGGAUGGAAUGGAAUGAAUGAGGUAACGGAAUCAUGGUGUUCGAUGAUACAAUGGAGACGUGUUUGGUGAUGUCAUAUGGUCAUAGUAGCGGUGUUUGUUUUCUGGGAUCAGCCAUCAUAUGUAGUUGGAAAUCGAUGUAAUUUAGCAAUUUUAAUUCAGUUUUGUAAAGGGGGUUUGUGUUAUAUUGGCAUUGGUAGAUUGCAAAACUGCAUUCAUCUUGACUUUGUAAACCUACUUGGAAUGACAAAACGAGUUUAAUUUAUAUGCAUACAUUAUAUUGUUAUUA
Messenger RNA from Helianthus annuus (common sunflower), 2231 nucleotides. RefSeq names its product probable apyrase 6. Gene Ontology annotation, molecular function: nucleoside diphosphate phosphatase activity. The transcript is spliced from 8 exons. The coding region runs from base 271 to 1932 and encodes 553 amino acids. NCBI's taxonomy places the organism in Eukaryota, Viridiplantae, Streptophyta, Magnoliopsida, Asterales, Asteraceae. The record is from RefSeq and is a predicted model, not a curated record. Gene Ontology annotation, cellular component: membrane. Gene Ontology annotation, biological process: nucleoside diphosphate catabolic process.